AUGUUAUAUAUUAUUAUCUAUCCAUCUAUCUAUCUAUUUGAUAUCAUAUUCAUCCAUCCAUCCAUACAUCUAUCAUAUCUAUCAUCAUAUCAUAUCUUUAAUAUCUAUCUAUCAUUCAUCUAUUAUCUAUGCAUCUAUCUAUUUAUUCCAUUCAUUGUUCAGUUAUUCAUCUAUUAUCCAGUCUAUCAUAUCUAUCUAUCUAUAUCAUCAGUUGUUCAUAUUCAUCUAUCUAUCUAUCUAUCUAUCAUAUCAUUUAUCUAUCUAUCAUCUAUUGUCUAUUUGUUCAUAUUCAUUCAUUCAUCAAUAUACAUCUCAUUCAUCUAUCUAUCUAUUAUCUAUCUAUCUCAUAUUCAUCAUCUAUCUGUUCAUCUAUCUAUCUAUCUAUCUAUUCAUAUUAUGAUUUAUUCAUCUAUAAUAUCUAUCUAUCUAUUAUCUAUCUAUCUAUCUAUCUAUCCAUCUAUCUAUCUCAUCUAUUCAUUAUUCAUCUAUCUAUCUAUCAUUUAUUUAUCUAUCUAUCUAUCUAUCUAUCAUCUAUCUAGUCCAUAUAUUCAUCUAUCUAUUAUCCAUAUCCAUCUAUUCAUCUAUUCAUUCAUCAUCAUAUCUAUCUAUCUAUCUAUCUAUCUAUCUAUCUAUCUAUCUAUCUAUCUAUCAUCUAUCUAUCUAUCUAUCCAUAUUAUCUAUCUAUUCAUUAUCUAUCAUUAUACCUAA
This is a messenger RNA of Acanthosepion pharaonis, 708 nucleotides long. The record is from the annotation of a GenBank genome assembly. Lineage: Eukaryota; Metazoa; Mollusca; Cephalopoda; Sepiida; Sepiidae.